UACCAGCUUCACCGACGGCAUCACAACGGAGGGGCCUGGUACAGCGUACCCGGAGGCAUGCAGGAUUUUAACUACCUGAGCAGUAACUGUUUUGAGAUAACUCUGGAGCUGAGCUGUGACAAGUUUCCUGCUGAAGACACACUGAAGACUUAUUGGGAGGAGAACCGCAACUCACUGGUCAACUACAUAGAACAGGUGCAUCGUGGUGUGAAGGGCUUUGUGCGUGACCUUCAGGGUGGAGCCAUCUUUAACGCCUCCAUCUCAGUGGAGGGCAUCGACCAUGACAUCACUACAGCUAAGGACGGAGACUACUGGCGUCUCCUGGCAGCAGGGAACUACAAGGUCUCUGCCUAUGCUCCAGGUUACUUGACUGUCAUCAAGAAGGUGGCUGUCCCCUACAGUCCUGCUAUUAGGGUGGACUUUGAGCUGGAGUCCUUGGUAGAGAGGAAGGAAGAGGAAAAGGAGGAGCUGAUGGACUGGUGGAAGAUGAUGUCAGAGACACUCAACUUCUGAACACUCUGAUUGGUCCAUAGGGCCACUGGCACGUCUGUGAUUGGUUGACAGGUUGAUUGACGUGUGCGUCUACAAAUGGGUGUACUAUAUUGUGUGUUGUCCCGCCCACUGUACUUCUCUUAAUUUAAUUUUUCUGUCUUUAUUUAAUUUGGUUUAAUGGUUGAUGUUGUUGUCAAGGGUUACCCCAUUCCAGGGGGCUCCAACCUUUUCUAGCAUGCGAUCUACUCAUUAUUUAUCUGGCUUUCCAAUUGGCCCUCUUCUCCCCUGCAACUUUUCCUGGUCCUUAGUGAACAACAGGAAGUAGGGCACUAUGUUGUCAACUCUUCCCUGGUCCUUAGAGAGGAAGUAGGACACUAUGUUGUCAACUCUUCCCCUGGUCCUUAGUGUACUAGAGGAAGUAGGACACUAUGUUGUCAACGCUUCCCUGGUCCUUAGAGAGGAAGUAGGACACUAUGUUGUCAACUCUUCCCUGGUCCUA
Oncorhynchus nerka (sockeye salmon) is the source of this 991-nucleotide messenger RNA. RefSeq names its product carboxypeptidase E-like. Bases 58 to 513 code for a protein of 151 amino acids. Lineage: Eukaryota; Metazoa; Chordata; Actinopteri; Salmoniformes; Salmonidae. The transcript has 5 exons. The record is from RefSeq and is a predicted model, not a curated record. Gene Ontology annotation, biological process: protein processing; peptide metabolic process. Gene Ontology annotation, molecular function: metallocarboxypeptidase activity; zinc ion binding.